AUGGCGUUCCGAGGCGGUGGCAAUUCCGUUUCCAUUCAUGGGUACAAAGGGCCAACAUCCAGUUUUAACGGAGCACCACCACCGCAGCAUACAUUCGGCGCUUCGAUGGCUGGAUUCGCUGGCGCUCAGAGUAUCAAUGGUGGGUUCGGCUAUCCCAAGGGCGUCCAUCCGCCAACAUCUUUUGGAAGAGGCCAAGCCCUACCAGGAGCUUCUUAUCGCGGGAGAGGUCAAACAACUGUCCAACAUCAAUACCCAGCUGGGCACAACCCAUACAAGUAUGUAGCACCGAAACAUUCACCUGUUGGCGACGAUGUAAUGGAGAAGCCAAUGAAACCAGAAGAAGUCGCUUUGCUCAACAAAUUCUUGCACAAAAAAGUGGAUCUCAUGCAGAAUAGUGGUAUUGACGUAUCGUUAGACAGGAGUGAUCCUCGCUCACCGCUGCAUUCCAUUCGGAGUUUUCGCGAUCUCAGACUUCGACCAGAACUUCUUGAAGCUUUGAACGUGUUGGGAUUCACACAACCGUCGAAAAUUCAAGAAUUCGCCCUUCCUCUACUGAUUAUGGAGCCGCCGACAAAUAUAAUAGCCCAAUCGCAAUCUGGUACAGGGAAAACUGCUACUUUCGUUCUUACGAUGCUUUCUCGUGUGGAUUCCUCAAAAAGAUAUCCGCAAUGUCUCUGCUUAGCACCGACAUAUGAGCUUGCCAUACAGAUAGGUGAGAGAUGCUAUCGUAAUUUCUUUCGUUUUUACUAUCGUAAUUUCUGCGGAAGUUGUUGUACAAGUUCCAAGUUGUCCCUUGUUGCUACCUCAGCAUGCCGAGUUCGAGUUGCUUCUGCGUAA
Cooperia oncophora is the source of this 837-nucleotide messenger RNA. Lineage: Eukaryota; Metazoa; Nematoda; Chromadorea; Rhabditida; Trichostrongylidae. The record is from the annotation of a GenBank genome assembly.